AUGGCGAUGUUUCAUUGGAUCCUUGUAACCAGGAUCCUGGCUCAAGCCGCCGCCACAACGCAGGCAGCGUCCCAGGCUUCGACGGAAGAUGGCGGGGCGGUAGAGGCAACACCUGCGGAGGAUAUGCCUGCCUACGAGGCAGGAGCCUCGGCAUGGUGGAGCACUGACACGGACUGGAUUCGCGACAGUUCACACGAGAUUUGCAACGCGUACAAUUUCUUCUUCGAGCACAUUGGCAUCCGCAAAGGUUGGCGGACACCUCCUUUCAAGAAGGAAGAUGUGCAG
Symbiodinium pilosum is the source of this 285-nucleotide messenger RNA. The record is from the annotation of a GenBank genome assembly. Lineage: Eukaryota; Dinophyceae; Suessiales; Symbiodiniaceae.